This is a messenger RNA of Formica exsecta, 1536 nucleotides long. Its product is annotated as S-antigen protein-like. NCBI's taxonomy places the organism in Eukaryota, Metazoa, Arthropoda, Insecta, Hymenoptera, Formicidae. The record is from RefSeq and is a predicted model, not a curated record. The transcript has 2 exons. The coding region runs from base 1 to 1536 and encodes 511 amino acids.
AUGGCCGAACGGACACAGGUCCGAACGGACACAGGUCCGAACGGACACAGGUCCGAACGGACACAGGUCCGAACGGACACAGGUCCGAACGGACACAGGUCCGAACGGACACAGGUCCGAACGGACACAGGCCCGAACGGACACAGGCCCGAUCGGAUACAGGCCCGAUUGGACACAUAUGAUUGCAAUCGGACACCGUCCCGAUCGGACACAGAUACAGGUCCGAACGGACACAGGUCCGAACGGACACAGGUCCGAACGGACACAGGUCCGAACGGACACAGGUCCGAACGGACACAGGUCCGAACGGACACAGGUCCGAACGGACACAGGUCCGAACGGACACAGGUCCGAACGGACACAGGUCCGAACGGACACAGGUCCGAACGGACACAGGUCCGAACGGACACAGGUCCGAACGGACACAGGUCCGAACGGACACAGGUCCGAACGGACACAGGUCCGAACGGACACAGGUCCGAACGGACACAGGUCCGAACGGACACAGGUCCGAACGGACACAGGUCCGAACGGACACAGGUCCGAACGGACACAGGUCCGAACGGACACAGGUCCGAACGGACACAGGUCCGAACGGACACAGGUCCGAACGGACACAGGUCCGAACGGACACAGGUCCGAACGGACACAGGUCCGAACGGACACAGGUCCGAACGGACACAGGUCCGAACGGACACAGGUCCGAACGGACACAGGUCCGAACGGACACAGGUCCGAACGGACACAGGUCCGAACGGACACAGGUCCGAACGGACACAGGUCCGAACGGACACAGGUCCGAACGGACACAGGUCCGAACGGACACAGGUCCGAACGGACACAGGUCCGAACGGACACAGGUCCGAACGGACACAGGUCCGAACGGACACAGGUCCGAACGGACACAGGUCCGAACGGACACAGGUCCGAACGGACACAGGUCCGAACGGACACAGGUCCGAACGGACACAGGUCCGAACGGACACAGGUCCGAACGGACACAGGUCCGAACGGACACAGGUCCGAACGGACACAGGUCCGAACGGACACAGGUCCGAACGGACACAGGUCCGAACGGACACAGGUCCGAACGGACACAGGUCCGAACGGACACAGGUCCGAACGGACACAGGUCCGAACGGACACAGGUCCGAACGGACACAGGUCCGAACGGACACAGGUCCGAACGGACACAGGUCCGAACGGACACAGGUCCGAACGGACACAGGUCCGAACGGACACAGGUCCGAACGGACACAGGUCCGAACGGACACAGGUCCGAACGGACACAGGUCCGAACGGACACAGGUCCGAACGGACACAGGUCCGAACGGACACAGGUCCGAACGGACACAGGUCCGAACGGACACAGGUCCGAACGGACACAGGUCCGAACGGACACAGGUCCGAACGGACACAGGUCCGAACGGACACAGGUCCGAACGGACACAGGUCCGAACGGACACAGGUCCGAACGGACACAGGCCCGAACGGACACAGGCCCGAUCGGAUACAGGCCCGAUUGGACACAUAUGA